CGCGCUCUGAGCCGGAUAUCCGCUCUCCCGCCCGGACGAGGAGAAACUUCACCACGUGGAAUCGAAAGGAAGAAACUUCUCGAUACAAACAAACAAUAUUCCUAUUUUCUCGAUCGACGACAUUUGAUCGAUUCUGUCGCGAUGUUUCUGCAGUUUUACGAGAACGAGAGCGGAGAGCGAAUCUACACCCUGAAGAAGCUGAAUCCUGACGGACAGCCCACCAGCUCGGCCCACCCGGCCCGGUUCUCCCCAGACGACAAGUUCUCCCGACAUCGAGUGAUUCUCAAGAAACGCUUUGGCCUCCUGCUCACCCAGCAGCCCAGGCAUGUUCUGUAGAGGAGGAGGAGGAAGAGGAAGAAGAAGCGGAGAAACGAUUGAGACCAAGACCAUGAAGUGGAGGGACCGAGGCCCAGAUGGGACUGUGGAGGAAGAUGAGCGGGGUUGUAGCUGCAUUGAUUUCAGCUGUUAUUGAUUUUAAAGAUCUUUUUUAUGUUCUGUGACUUUUCAAUUGUAGGUUUUCUUUAAAAUUCUGUUUUCAUGCUGAAUAAACAGUUUCUUCGUGGA
This is a messenger RNA of Scophthalmus maximus (turbot), 564 nucleotides long. RefSeq names its product NOP10 ribonucleoprotein homolog (yeast) (gene nop10). Gene Ontology annotation, biological process: positive regulation of telomerase RNA localization to Cajal body; ribosome biogenesis; rRNA pseudouridine synthesis. NCBI's taxonomy places the organism in Eukaryota, Metazoa, Chordata, Actinopteri, Pleuronectiformes, Scophthalmidae. Gene Ontology annotation, cellular component: box H/ACA telomerase RNP complex; box H/ACA snoRNP complex. Gene Ontology annotation, molecular function: box H/ACA snoRNA binding; telomerase RNA binding. The transcript has 2 exons. Bases 142 to 336 code for a protein of 64 amino acids. The record is from RefSeq and is a predicted model, not a curated record.